This is a messenger RNA of Aspergillus caelatus, 761 nucleotides long. Its product is annotated as coiled-coil-helix-coiled-coil-helix domain-containing protein. Gene Ontology annotation, cellular component: mitochondrial intermembrane space. Gene Ontology annotation, biological process: mitochondrial respiratory chain complex IV assembly. The record is from RefSeq and is a predicted model, not a curated record. The transcript is spliced from 4 exons. NCBI's taxonomy places the organism in Eukaryota, Fungi, Ascomycota, Eurotiomycetes, Eurotiales, Aspergillaceae. The coding region runs from base 332 to 613 and encodes 93 amino acids.
GUAGCAUACCUAACAUGCAAGGUACUCUCAUCUAGCCCAACCUAUGUACCAUAAAAUACAAACAGCUUCAUUACGACACUUGCAGGUUGUGUAUUCCGAAUUACAACUUACAUCGUGUCUGAAAUCGUAUCCAUUCCAUCCAUGAGAAUAGGUGAGUUUGCACCGUUUGUUUCAAUCGUAGUCGGAGACCGACGGCGCCAUUUUCCCAAUCCAGACCAUCAAUUCCCGUGGCCGUAUUAUUUCCACACCUUCAAUUUGUCAGUUCGAUCGUUUCUCAGUUACUUCAUUCUUUCCUCGUGGUUCCCCCGUUCGAAUACAAGAAAAAAUCACAAUGGGUUUCGGAAGUCCAGGCAGUGGCGUCACUCCCACCAAGCCCACCCCUCCCGAGCGCGGUAGUUUCCCGCUUGACCAUGAAGGCGAAUGCAAACACCUCAUCGCCGGUUACCUGAAAUGUAUCAAGUCCCAGCGCGGUGUCAACGAUGAGGAGUGCCGGAAGUUGGCUAAGGGAUAUCUGGCUUGUCGGAUGGAUAAGAACUUGAUGGCACCAGACGACUUCAAGAAUCUGGGACUUAUCUUCGACAAGGAAAACAAGAAUGCCAAUGAGAAGUCGUGAUGUUGUCCAAGCUUGGUGCAGUUGUAUGAUACCAUGUAUGAUGUUUAGAUAUCUUCUGUUCUCUUGGGCGUUGCCGGGUUGUGUAUAUAUCUAGUUUCAUUUGUACAAUACGUCCACUCAAAUAGGAUAAAGUCAUAAAGUUUCAAAA